Molecule: messenger RNA, 372 nt
Organism: Ostreobium quekettii
Lineage: Eukaryota; Viridiplantae; Chlorophyta; Ulvophyceae; Bryopsidales; Ostreobiaceae
Source: the annotation of a GenBank genome assembly
AUGGCGGACCUGGACGCGAUCUUGGGGAUCGAAGAGGAGGAGGAGGAGGGGUUGGGGGAGGAGCCCCUUGCCUUGGAUAAUAUUGCUCCGGAGUCUGUUCAAAGGGAGGCGCAAAAAUUGGCAGCACAAGUUGCCGAGGGUGAGGAGCAACAGAAGGAGGUCUUUGACAACAUAAUGAAGGUUGUGGAAUCUGCAGAGCAAACAGCCGAAGCUGAAGAUGACGAGGCAGGGGAGGCAGAAGUCCGACAAACACUGGAGAACCUGAUUCAGUCCAUCGACGGACCGACUCAGUACGUGACGCAAGAGGACAUCAACACAAUAAAGGAGCGCGUGUUUGGGCCCACCGUGUUUUGGGUUACUGAGAUGAUGUAG